CAAGCUCCCUAGACCUCAGAAUAAAUCUGAAGAUAUCUUAAACAUAGUGAAUCGUGUACUAAGAAGCACACCACCAAACAUACAGCAAACCAUGUCGAAAGCUAUUGGAAUCGAUCUGGGCACCACCUACUCCUGUGUAGGCGUGUUCCAACACGGCAAAGUGGAGAUCAUCGCCAACGACCAGGGAAACCGCACCACUCCCUCUUAUGUGGCCUUCACCGACACCGAACGUCUCAUUGGCGAUGCAGCCAAAAACCAGGUGGCCAUGAACCCCACGAACACGGUCUUCGACGCCAAGCGACUGAUUGGUCGCCAAUUCAACGACUCCAAUGUGCAAAAAGACCUCAAACAUUGGCCUUUCAAAGUAGUCAAUGAAGGGAGUAAGCCCAAAAUUCGAGUGGAUUACAAAUGCCAAGAGAAGACCUUCAAUCCUGAGGAGAUUUCGUCCAUGAUCCUCACCAAGAUGAAGGAAACGGCUGAAGCUUAUCUGGGGACCACGAUCAGGGACGCCGUGGUGACAGUUCCCGCCUAUUUCAACGAUUCUCAACGACAAGCCACCAAAGAUGCCGGAGCCAUUGCCGGACUGAAAGUGUUGAGGAUCAUCAAUGAACCGACUGCCGCGGCCAUUGCCUACGGGUUGGACAAGAAGAAGGGCCAAACUGGAGAGAGUAACGUGCUGAUCUUCGAUUUGGGGGGCGGGACUUUUGACGUCUCCAUCUUGUCCAUUGAGGAUGGAGUGUUUGAAGUUAAGGCCACCGCUGGAGAUACGCACUUGGGUGGGGAGGAUUUUGAUAAUCGCCUAGUGGAUCAUUUUGUCAAGGAAUUCCAAAGAAAGCACAAGAAGGAUCUCACCGGGAACAAGCGAGCCGUUCGACGCCUCAGAACGGCUUGUGAGCGGGCCAAGCGAACCCUCUCCGCCUCGGCCCAAGCCAACAUCGAGAUCGACUCUCUCUUCGAAGGCAUUGACUUCUACACCUCAAUCACCCGAGCUCGAUUUGAAGAGCUCUGUGCCGACCUUUUCCGAGGCACUCUGGAGCCGGUGGAGAAAGCCCUGCGAGAUGCCAAAAUGGACAAGUCCGCCAUCCAUGAUAUCGUUCUGGUGGGUGGAUCCACGCGGAUUCCCAAGAUUCAGAAGCUGCUGCAAGACCUCUUCAAUGGCCGAGAGUUGAACAAGAGCAUCAAUCCAGAUGAAGCUGUAGCCUAUGGUGCGGCCGUACAAGCGGCUAUCUUGACGGGUGAUACCUCUGAUGUGGUCAACGAUCUCCUUCUACUGGAUGUGGCCCCUCUAUCUUUGGGUAUCGAAACUGCCGGCGGAGUGAUGACAUCGCUGAUCAAGAGAAAUACUACCAUCCCCACCAAGCAAACGCAGACAUUCAGCACCUAUUCCGACAAUCAACCGGCGGUCACCGUCCAGGUAUUUGAGGGCGAGAGAGCCAUGACCAAGGAUAAUCAUCUUCUGGGCAGGUUCGACCUCACCGGAAUCCCUCCAGCGCCUCGAGGCGUGCCACAGAUUGAGGUCACCUUCGACAUUGAUGCCAACGGGAUCUUGAACGUGUCGGCCAUGGACAAAUCCUCCGGCAAGCAAGAGAAGAUUACCAUCACCAACGACAAAGGCCGACUCUCCAAGGAUGACAUUGAAAAAAUGGUUCAAGAUGCCGAGAAGUUCAAGGCCGAGGAUGAUGUGCAAAAGAACAAAAUUGCGGCCAAGAACAAUGUGGAAUCUUAUUGUUUCAACAUGAAGAGCUCCCUGGAAGACGGACAAAUCAAGGACAAGAUUUCCGAAGCCGACCGGAACAUGAUCAACGAAAAGUGCAACGAGACCAUCAAAUGGUUGGACAACAACCAAUUGGCCGAGAAAGAGGAGUUAGAGCACAAACUCAAGGAAGUUGAGUCCGUUUGCAAUCCCAUCAUUUCAAAGUUGUACCAAUCUGGUGCUCAUCCUGCCCAUGGAAUGCCCGCCGGAGGAAACGCUGGCGGUCCUACUGUCGAAGAAGUCGACUAAAAAACCAUUUCGAAUCAGAACUUUUGUCAGACUGUAUUUAAAGUAAAAGGUGUGUGAAAAUAUAUUGUGAUUAUUGUUAUCGA
This is a messenger RNA of Tigriopus californicus, 2085 nucleotides long. RefSeq names its product heat shock 70 kDa protein 1-like. Gene Ontology annotation, cellular component: cytoplasm. The coding region runs from base 92 to 2002 and encodes 636 amino acids. Lineage: Eukaryota; Metazoa; Arthropoda; Copepoda; Harpacticoida; Harpacticidae. The transcript has a single exon. Gene Ontology annotation, biological process: cellular response to unfolded protein; protein refolding. The record is from RefSeq and is a predicted model, not a curated record. Gene Ontology annotation, molecular function: ATP binding; misfolded protein binding; heat shock protein binding.